This is a messenger RNA of Protopterus annectens (West African lungfish), 2060 nucleotides long. RefSeq names its product GTP cyclohydrolase 1 (gene GCH1). The record is from RefSeq and is a predicted model, not a curated record. Gene Ontology annotation, biological process: tetrahydrofolate biosynthetic process; tetrahydrobiopterin biosynthetic process. The transcript is spliced from 6 exons. Gene Ontology annotation, cellular component: cytoplasm. Bases 227 to 988 code for a protein of 253 amino acids. Gene Ontology annotation, molecular function: zinc ion binding; GTP binding; GTP cyclohydrolase I activity. NCBI's taxonomy places the organism in Eukaryota, Metazoa, Chordata, Ceratodontiformes, Protopteridae.
CUACUGGGUCUGACUCACUGCCCCUUGAAUUAAAGAAGGAAGGAGCUUUAUUAUUAUUAUGUAAAAGGAGCACAGCUGGGGAAGUCACAGGUUGCUCAACUUGCUGCAGCUUUUCCCGUAAAUCCAAAGCAGCAUUUACCCAAGUUAAGUGACAGUAUUUUAGAAAAGAUAAAUCAACAAAUGCCAACUCUUAACAAGAAUUUCACCGUGAAAUAAAUUACACAAGAUGGACAGCAGCAAAAAGCAGUUUGUGGCAAAGCCCGGCAAAGUGUCGGUGAUUUCUACCUUGCCUACCUCAGACCAGACGUCUGUCAGCAGGCACCCAACGGAGAAUGGCACCGACGGCGCUCCUUGGCAGGGCAAGACUGGCAAGUCCAACCAGGCAGACAGCUGGAAGGAAGAGAGAACUCGCAGUCUGGAGGAUAAUGAAAUGAACCUGCCGCUCCUAUCGGCUGCCUAUAGCACCAUCCUGCGGGGACUGGGUGAGGACCCCCAGCGAGAGGGACUGCUUAAAACACCCUGGAGAGCUGCCACGGCCAUGCAGUUCUUUACCAAGGGCUACCAGGAAAAGAUAUCAGAUAUAUUGAAUGAUGCUGUAUUUGAUGAAGACCAUGAUGAGAUGGUGAUCGUUAAAGAAAUCGACAUGUUCUCACUGUGCGAACAUCACUUGGUCCCAUUCUUUGGCAAGGUACAUAUAGGUUACCUUCCUAACAAGCAGGUCCUUGGUCUCAGCAAGCUUGCCAGAAUUGUGGAAAUCUACAGCAGAAGACUACAAGUGCAGGAGAGACUCACCAAACAAAUAGCAGUGGCAAUUACAGAAGCUUUACAUCCUGCUGGUGUGGGAGUAGUAAUUGAAGCAACCCAUAUGUGCAUGGUGAUGCGAGGCGUACAAAAGAUGAACAGCAAAACUGUUACCAGCACUAUGUUAGGGGUGUUCCGUGAAGAUCCCAAAACUCGAGAAGAAUUUUUAACCCUCAUUAAGAGCUGAAGCUGGCAUCCAUCUUCCAAUUUGAAGGAAAACACUGUACCUUCUUCCCCUGUCUCCUCUAGCUUAACUGUUUGUAAAUGUGGAAUUGUGUUAAGGAGUACUUACUGUUCACCCAGUGUUUCCAUGCUGGAAUAUAUUUUCAGAUGCCAUUGUUGCAACCAGAUUACAUGUGUACAUUGUCCAUAAUUAUGCACCCAAAUGAUUAGACACACUUCAUGAUUUGUAAAACCAAAGUUACUGAAACUAAAAUAUGGAAAUAUACUUUAAUGAGCAGCAAAAUAAGUCAAGGCUAGAGUUAAUUCUAGGGAUACAGAAAUACUAAAGAAAUAGAAAGAUAUGUAAGGCAGGUCCUAGAAAUUGCAAAUGGUUUAGUUAAGUGAAUGAGAUCUGUUUAUAUGUAUGUCUUUUUACUGUAGCUAGGGGUAAAGUAAAUGUUUCAGUGUGACCCAAGUGAAAUACAGGGUACUGGAAAUUUUCUGUGGUCGUCAUUGUGUGUCAUCAAUUGACACUCUGACACCUAAAAUCUAAACAUAAAGAUUUGCACUUUCAGAAAUCAGUCACUUCUGUGUCUAAUCAUGAGCUGGUGAUGCAUAGCAUUAGUUACCAUGUAUGUGUCUCAGUGUUAUAUGUUAGCUGUGUUUUAAUCAGAUGUGGUAACAUCUGUUUGAAAAUAGCACAUUUGUACAGUAUUACUUUUACAAAACUGCCAUUAUCAACACUGUCCUUUGCAGUCUCUUAUUCUAUUGUCCAGUGUAUGUAGCAAUCAUAUGUGAAGUACAUUCCCUUUUUGUUUGUUUCAGGGAAAUUUUAACUGUGUUGCUACAGUUUUGUUUACAUUUGUUCAACACACUAAAGCAGCUGAGACUUGAAUGGUUCUCUAUAAUUGAUGUCAUAUUAAUUCUUGAUGACAAUUGUGUUCAGAUCAUUGGUAGAAGGGAUGAUAUUUACAACGUAAAUGGGACAGCUGUGAUUACGAUGAAUUUACAUCUUGUUCUGUACAUUUUGGUUGGCUUUCAAUUUUUUAUUAAUCUUAUUUAAUAAGUGCAAUAAAAAGUAAAUUUAUAUGUUUAAA